CCUUCCCUCGGGGAAGGAACCAAGUUUGCCUUAGCCCUGCGGAAUGUUGGGAAAUAUAGGAGAGUGCGAAGCGCGUUCCGGUACCCAAAGUAGUCUUCUCUCGGCCUCUAGAGAGCGCCUGUAUACUGCGAAGCCUAGAAGCGGAAUGGCGCGGUGUAUGACGGUAGUUGAAGUCAUUAGUUGCGUAGUUCCCGCUUUUUCCUUAUGCGGGACAUUGACGGAUAAUGCCGUCAGCAUUCAUCAUACACUUUAGUGGGGGUGGGAUGUGUACUGCAAGGCGCCACACGCGGUAUUCUGAUCCCGCCUUUGCCGGAAGUAUCUCUAUAGUAACGGCGGGCGGUUCGGGUAGGGCUGGAGGGGCCCAAGCCACCGCCCGCCCCGGAGCCGCAAAAUUUCUGACAUCACUGGACAAUUACUGAUUCCCACACCAGCAUUUGCUCUGCUGUUGCUUACUGAGCAUCUGGAUGAGCCAGUAAUCCAUAAGAAGUAAGCAGUGUUGCUGUUUGCAGCCGCCCAUAUGGAAAUCACUUUUCAGUGGAAAAAGGCUGAGGAUCUCACCUUAAAAUGAUGUAUGCUCUGAAGCCCCAUCUUCACAUCCACUAGCAUCUCUUUAAAGAGAUUGCCUGAUAAGUACUCUAGCACAAAAGGUAAAAGGGACGUUCUCCAUAUUGAGGGAAGCCUAGUUGCUAAUCUCCUACUAGUUAGGCUGCUAGUUAGGUUGCUGGAUAAAAUAGAUGGGUGUUGUGCUUUGCUUGUGCCUCCUGAUGCCUCUCUUGGCACAUUGUACAAGGGGCUGUCUGACAGAAAGCAAGACUGAAUUCUUUGGGCAUUGCCUCUGAGUCAGCAGGCAUCUGCUGUGAAGAAACAGCCAGUCCUCCAACAGUAACCAUGCAAUUAAAUUGUCAGACUUUCUUUGUCUGCAUGGGAGAACUGAUUCCUGAGGUUGUUAUCUGUGCUAUGCAAUUGGAAGGGCAAGGGAGCAGUAAUCCAUUUAACCCCAACACAUCACAAUAUGUGUUGGCAAACUCCCCCAGCCCAAGGUCUGAAGGUUUUCAGAAAGGAAAUAAUUGAUUUCCAGCAUGGAAUUUAGUGCAGGUUUGAUACUCCUCUGAAUAUCAAAAUGCCACUUGGCUACUUAUCAGAACCUCAGGUCUUCUUAUGCAACAUGUAGCAUGAUUUUAUGGACAUGCCUGUUUUUCAAAACUAUGCAUGUUCUUUUCUUACACCUCCUUGCUGUGGAUUCUGGUGAGACUGGGUUGGAGGACAAAACUGCGCUCAGCCUCUUAUACAUGAACCAAACUCUGUGACCCUUGGGACUGCCACUCCAAAGCUCUACCACAACAGCCCCAGAAGGAAUUGUUGCCUGGCUGGGUAACCAAGUGAAGAACCUGUUGUGUUGGAGUCCAAAAGCUGAAGCUAGGCUUGUCAUAGUAAAGAUGCCGCUCUGACUCCUGUUCACCAGCUGUGCUCAUUGAGGGUGUGGGAUGGCUGUACAUGGCAUCAGCAGGGCCAGAAGCCUAUAGCCUAGGCCUCAAGAGGGGAAACCAAUUCCAGGUGGGCAUUGCACCAGGGCUGACAGUGCCAUCACUGACAGUGCCUCCACUGACAGCAAAGCUUCAUGAGAGUAAGCCCUGGUACCUUGCUAAGCAGCAGGUGAAGCCUAUUUGGCAGCUAGAACAGAAUCAUGUGACCACUUUGCAGGACUACCACCUGGUUCACUCAGGCAUCUUUUCCCAGCGUCCCUGCCUCUUGUACCCAGAGUCCUUAUGUAGUGAGGCAGUGCUCCUAAGCUCACCUCCACCUCAGCCUCACUCUCUCCCAAACUUCCUUGGAAGCACCUUUCUCUAUCGACGUUCUUACUUCAGACACAAGCCUUACCGGAGGCUUGAGUCCAUCUGCUUGCAGCCUAGUACUUUGGAGAAGAAACCUCUUCGUGUCCCGCUCCCUGCCUAUUGCUCUGUUCUCAACACCACCAUGACAUCUUCAACCAUGGAUCCUUUCUUUCUGCCAAGCACUGCUGGCGACCGUUCCAGUCCAGCAUCAAAGGGGUUUCCCCUAAGCUCAGGGAAGCAGAGCUCCAGUUCAUACAGGCCAGUGCUAAACAAUAACUCUUUCCUUCGGCCAACUAGUGCUAAAGUGCCUUUGCAGCAGCAGCACCACCAACCACUGCCACCAGAAAAUAAGAAGCUCAACGGCUUAUUGAGGCCUCCAGGCUUCUCUUGGACCCACUCUGGGGGAAACGGAGAUGGCUGUCCUAUGAAUCUUGAAAGGAAGCUUGGGAAAAGCAGCGGCAUAACUUUUGAGCAAUCCAGUGCCAAAUCUCCUCGCUCACCCAUUCACAAUGGCAUGGUCUUCAAAGCAGAACGACCCUCCUGGCGACUUGAAGAUGGCGAGAACAGGUCACAAAACCUAAAAGAACAAGAUGUGCGGCUGACAGAAGCUAUGAGGAAGCUUACUGCAAAUGGUAUCCGGAAGGUUAGUACCUACAAUGAGUUUGGACACCGCAUUGACAGCUCUUGCCUUAUGAAUACGAACUUCCACUCCAGUCUCUUUAAUCGAUGGAAGCCACACAUCGUAGCACAGAUCACCCCAAAGGAAGUACCAGCUGCCACCUCCCUGAAUCUGGAGACUGGCAGCCGCCACCAAAACCUUGCAGUCACAGAAGUGUCCGACAUCUGCACUAAACGCAUUGAUGUUCAUUUCCUAGCCUCAAAUCCUGAACCUUCCACCCAUUGCAGCUCAAGUCAGACUAUCAACCCCCCCUCUGUGAACACCGGAGAACAAGUGGUAAAAACAGAGCUGUCCCCACGGACUAGUGUCUCUGACAUAGAGACAAAAUUUUCCUCUCUUCAGUUAGGCACGGAUACAAAAUGGGGGCACCCUAUUACUGUGAAAGAUACCGAAGCUGCAGUCAAUCUACCCCUGCUGGACCAAGCAGAGGUUGAAGAUGUGGAGGAAGAACUCCCUGAUGGUUUGGAAGAUGCCUGCAGUCAGGAUGAAGAGGGAGAAGAGGAGGAUGGGGAAGGUGAAUCAGACGGUUCAUCAUCAUCUGGCUUAUCCCCCAAUGGUUCUGUGGCUAUUAUAUCCAGGAAUUGCGUUGAGGGAUUGGUGCCUGCACUGGAGGGCCAAGAACGAAUUCUCAAGCCAGCUCUUAUAUGCAGCCUCUUCCCCAAUGUAUCUCCCACCUUAUACUUUGGUACUAGGGAUGAGAGAGUGGAGAAGCUCCCUUGGGAACAGAGGAAGAUGCUGCGAUGGAAGAUGAGUACGGUGACUCCCAACAUUGUAAAGCAAACUAUCGCCAGGUCCCACUUCAAAGUCAGCAGGAGAAACAAUGACUGGCUGGGCUGCUGGGGCCAUCACAUGAAAUCUCCUGGGUUCAGAGUUAUCAGAGAACAUCAGAAGCUGAAUCACUUUCCUGGCUCGUUCCAAAUUGGUCGGAAGGACCGUCUGUGGAGAAAUGUGUCCAAAAUGCAGCUGCGCUUUGGGAAGAAAGAGUUCAACUUUCUGCCUCAGUCCUUCAUCCUUCCUCAAGAUAUCAAACUACUCAGGAAGGCUUGGGAAGAUUGUGGGAGCCGACAGAAAUGGAUUGUGAAGCCGCCAGCAUCCGCUAGGGGCAUCGGCAUCCAGGUCAUCCAUAAGUGGAGCCAGCUGCCCAAGCGUAGGCCAUUACUGGUGCAAAGGUACAUACAUAAACCUUACUUGAUUGGUGGAAGCAAGUUUGACUUGAGGAUUUAUGUUUACGUCACAUGCUAUGAUCCACUUCGGGUCUACUUGUUCAAAGAUGGACUUGUUCGUUUUGCCAGUUGCAAAUAUUCCUCCUCCAUGAAGAGCCUCAACAAUAAGUACAUGCACUUGACUAAUUACAGUAUCAACAAGAAGAAUAUUGAAUACAAGGCCAAUGCAGAUGAAACUGCUUGCCAGGGUCACAAGUGGGCACUGAAGGCACUCUGGAGCUAUUUGACCCAGAAAGGAGUUGACAGUGAGGCCAUCUGGGAGAAGAUAAAAGACAUUGUUGUCAAAACCAUCAUCGCGUCAGAGCCUUACAUAAUCAACCUUGUGAAGAUGUAUGUGAGACGCCCCUACUGCUGCCAUGAGCUGUUUGGAUUUGAUGUCAUGCUGGAUGAGAACCUUAAGCCAUGGAUUCUGGAAGUCAAUAUAUCCCCCAGCCUCCAUUCAAACUCCCCUCUGGAUGUGAGCAUCAAGGGCCAAAUGGUCCGGGAUGCCCUUAACUUGGCUGGUUUUCUGUUGCCAAGUGCAGAAGAUGUGGCUUCACCGUCUGGAAGUGGCUGCAGCUCCACAACCAGCUUGAAUAGUGUCACAAAGGAGAAGAACAAGCCAUCCCUGGAGCUGUUCACUGUUGAGAAAACAAAAAGAGCUUUUUACCUCACCCCAAAAGUGCCUGAUCAGGAAUUCUACUCCACCAUCCUAGAUGUCCUGACACCAGAUGAUGUGCGUGUCCUGGUGGAGACAGAGGAUGAGUUUGCUCGACGCGGGCAGUUUGAGCGAGUCUUCCCCUCGCGCAUUUCCAUGCGCUACCUGCGCUUCUUUGAGCAGCCACGAUACUUCAACAUUCUUACUACCCAGUGGGAGCUGAAAUAUUUCUUGAAUAAGGCCAAAGGGGUAGACCUGCUCAGAAGUUGGUGUCACAAAGGCUAUCACAAUGGAGUAGUGACAGAUUCCACAGUGAUGUGGUCAAUGCCAAGAGCCCAUCUCUUUUUGAAGAACGAACUCCACAUGAAUGGCUUGAGCAAGAUGGAGUCAGGCAGAACCAGCAAAGUCAUUGUCCAGCGAGAUGGAGAGGAGCCAAUCCGAAGCUCUGAGCCAAACUCUUGCACUCAAAGCUUACCUCAGAUUAAAUACACAGCUGGAACUCUCAAGAAACCCACAAUCCCUCGGGCCCUCAGCAACUCAAGCCUGGUAAAAUGAUGAGGGACUGAGUGAGUGGCCAACUCCCCCUCCCUUGCGGUGUCAGGAAGGGGCGCAUGUGACCUACCUCAGCGGAAGCUAGGAGAGCCAGCAUUGGAAGCAUGGGGAGGACCUUUUGUCGAGCACGCCCGCACAGAACUAUUUUUUGGAAAGGGAAUUGGAACAAAGAGGAGAUGUUAACUUGGUCAGUAGGGACAAAUAUUCUGUUUAUAGUUUUUUUAAACGACAAAGGAAGUUUCUAAACACAGAAGCUUGGAAAACGUGUUUAACUCUUAGUGUGAAUUCCUUAUACUUUAUUGAACUUGCCAUGUCCCUCACCACUUGACCCUUAAGUGCCUCUCACUGUUAAGUGCCAACAUGUUAGGUUAGGCUGGACACUGCCAACCUCGAUAUCAAUUUGUGAAAUGUGCUGCUACUAUGAGGCAAGAUUUUGCAUGUUUGCAGUCGACGUAAAGACCCAUGCAUUCACAACUAGGCAGAACAUUCCCUGUUAGCCAAAUAGGUCGGAAAAUGAACUUUAACCCCAGUAAAUUAGGCAUUUUUUUAUAAACUCCCUGGUGCAUAACCUUAAGGGAAACCGUGCAGGGGGCAGUGGGUGUCUUUAACUUGAUGUUCUUAUUUUCUGUGUGCACACGUUUCCUUAGUUCAUGGGUACAGCUUUCCUGAUAGGCUUUAGUCAUUGAAGGUAUUUUCAGCUUGCUUGUUACUCUGUGAAGAAGCAGGUUUUGCAGUGUGCUGGUCCAAAGCACCACAGUGUAGCAUAAACACUGGUGAUGGUUUCUUAAGCCAGGAGGCGUAUCUCCUUUUUAGUUUUACCUUUGUGCUGGAACAUAGAAAUAGGUGUGCUAAGGUGAGAGCUUCUUUCUUGCUCCUCCAAGGUUUAAGUCCAGGUGGUUAUCUUUGUUAACCCCCUAGCACACCCUAGAACACACACUUCCAAUUUCAUUCUCCCCUAAAGAAGACUUCGUUAAAAUUUCAUCCCUGGUGGUGCUUGGGUGUAUAUUUUUUGCUUUUAAAUACUGCAGUCUCACUCAGCGCUAUUUCUGAUCAGUUGGUCAGUGCCUUCUUCCCCUUGCUGCUGGAGAAUUCUGCCUCUUCUGCAUUUGUUAUAAUUUGGCAUACUUUCUUUACUCCCAGUCUGAAUCUGGUACGGGAUGCUAGCUUUGUGUACACUCUCCAGUUGUGUGCAUAAGUCUGGAAUGUGUUGGUGAGCUUGCAUUUUCUGUCAGGAAGGGCUGCUUGCUGUCCUGAUGCUUGGGCAGUGAAAGAUUUGUAUGAUGAUAUACUUGACAUUUGAGACCUUGGAUGCUUAAAAGCAUUUCCCAUCCAUGCUCAGACACUACUUGUAAGAAGCUGCUAAAUUCUGAGCCUUGAUGGUGAACUCAGUAACUCUGGCUUCAAGAGUUUUCUGUUAACUGAAGGAGUCCUUUUGCCCCCUCCCCUUGUCAGAAGUUGUGGAUAGCUUGGUAUGCUCCUCAAUGAGAUGUGCAAGUUCCCUGAUGCAUUACUACAAAGUCUUCCAUUGUUGUUUCCAGGUAGCAGUAAUGAUACUCCAAAUGCCUGCAAGUAUCUCUCACUAUGGUGAGACAUGUUUAGAUUGUGAGUCAUCAUAAAAAUGGCUGCGAAAAGAGGAAGGCAUGGCUCCUACAGCGCUGUUCUCAAAAUAGAUUGCUUCUCCAUUGGUCAGAACAGUAAAUCACAGUCCUGAGGAUCUUCUGGAUACAAUUGGUUUCCCCACGAUACCGAUGCAGGGCACACUUUUUUGUUUAAAAAGUGGUUCAAAUCACUGCACAAGGGAGUGAAAUCCUCUGACCGCAUCACACCAAAGCAACAGAACACUGAUUUUUACUACAUCUAUCAUUUGUCAGUGCCAAGUUCCCUUAGUGACUGAGCUCUUAGGAACAGAAAAGUUAGGAAAUGUGUAGAGUUGGAAGCCAGGCACACUGGGGGGUGUUGUGAUUUCCCCUGGCAAGCAGUAGAAGAAGAAGCUCUCCUUGAAUCAUGCCAGGGAAUGAAUUGCCUGAAAUUAUUUAAGGGUCUGUCUUGUAGAGAGUGAUUUCUCUUGUGUUUCUGCCUUGCUUCAUUAUUAUAUUAGCACAGGUGUUCUCUUUAUCUUGACCAGUAAGGCCUUUAUGGCAUGAUCCUCUGGAUUAAAGCUUCUUUUCCCCUUUGGCUUUUUAUUUACACCCCCUUCAGGUCAUCAUAACUUUUCUCCAGCUUGCCUCUUCCCUUGGCCAACUUGGCUGUCACUGAAGUUGGGGAGAUAGAAGUGGAGGUGGCUUGCUUCUUAAAGUUUAUAUUUUUUUAAGUGUUCCUGGCUACUAACUUCAUCAGCUGGCAGCUACUAACUUUCUCUGUGGAGCUUUGUAAAUAGAGGAGAAGGGAGUGUUGUGCUAACCUCUAUUGUGAGACAAUUUUCUCUCCAAAAAGCUAACAGAAAACAAUCUGAUCUUUUAAGAGACCCAAGUGUAAAUUUGUGUGUUUUGUUUUAUGCACUCUCUGGGAGCCAAGCCUGGUAGCUGCUGAGAUUCUGAUAAGGUUGUAAAUUAACCAAAGGAGAGCAAAUCCAAUCUCUGUUAAUGGAAUAAAACAAUGGUUGGGAAGAGUUGCUUCCUGCUGAUAAUAUCCACAACAUGUAUGCAGUUUUAACUUGGUUAAAACAUCUUUUACUGGUUUGCCUGGUACACGAAAAGGAAGGCUGACUUUUGAAACGUCUUUUAGGAACCAACCUGUGUGUCGUAGCCCUGCAACAGGGUUUAUUUUACUCUCACCUACUGAAAACCGAGUGUCAUGUCCCCUUUUUUGGGCUCUGUAGAGGGUUGGAGCCUAAUGUGUUUCUCUCAAAUCCCAUAGCAACGAUCUCCUGUGAACUAGCCUGACUCCUCAGAUUGUAUCAAAUGACCUAAAAGAGCUAACUGUAGAAGUGUGAAAGUGGAGAGGCCUGUUCGGGUGUCUGAAAGAAUUUCCCCAGCUGGCAGUCUCCCUGAGCUGCCUUAUAGUCUUGCUGCUGCCACCACCCAUCCUUCCUCAUACUCAAAUAAUUACUAGCAAACAGGUGUUCAGCCCUCCUCCAACAUGGUCUGCAGUGCUAUCACCAUUUCUUGGUAUUAACAGCCAUUGCUGGUUCUCUCUACUUCUUCUCCCGACCCCGUAAAGUGUUUGUGUACUACCUUAGGUGGUUACUACUCUGCACAAUAUUUCAUAGAUCUCUCAAUAUAAAUUGGUGGAACCCAAGAGAUCUAGGGAACAGGUGGUAAAUUUCUGGACAGAUAUCUCCCUCCAGCUCAGUGGUUAGAGUACAUGCUUUGCAUGCACUCCCUGAUUCAGUCCAUGGCAACCCUAAGUAAGGUGGGAAAGACUCAUGCUUAAAACCUUAGAGAACGUCUUCUGGUCACUUGUAAACAAUGCUUUGGUCAAUGGACCAAUGGUCUGACUUGGUAUAAGGUGUUGUAAUGAUCAUGAUUCCUGGUCAUCCUAGUGGCUUUGUAUCCCCCAAAGACUGUUGCAAUAAAUAGACGCCUCAGUGGUUGGUUUUAUCUUGCUAAGGUAGAUCCAAGCAGUGUGCUGGAAUUUGAUAUUGCAAGGAACAAAGAAUUGUGUUGUGGCUUGUGGGGAGCCACCUCCUUCAAAGAGGCUUAUGCAUUUUGCAGAAUGCUAUAAAUGUUACCCAAGUAUUUCAGGAAUGGAACAAAACUGCUCUUGGAUAUAGGACCAGCCAUUCCAGCACCUUCCACAUUUCAGGAUUUGAAGCCUGUGUAGCUGCCGUCUCGUUUAAUACAGUUGAGUUCAGAACUGUGUCUUCAGAAGGACCUCUUUGUUCCCUUCUGCUCAAGUUGAAAUGACAAUGGUCACUUUAUUGCUAUACUGAAUGCAGUGGUGGUGGUUUGGGUCGUCUGAAAUGUCCACAGAUGGAUAAAUGUUCAUUCUGAAAUGGUGUCAAGAGUCUAGUUUAACUCGCACUUUGCUAAAUUGAGGAUUUUUAAAAAUAAAGGUUGCAUGUGCAAGUAUGUGGUCAUGACUGCUGUGAUAAAGCUUGCUGUUAUUAGGUAGCAAUAAAUAUCAAGUUGGGUGCUUUGGGGUGCUCUUGGCAUUUUGAGUCCAGAUGAACCCUGUUCCUCCCCCAAGCUGCCAGUAAGCACGCUUGCACUUGCCCCCUCUUAUCUAAGAAAUACAAGCAAGUUUCCCCCAGGCCAUUACCUGUCUGGUUUUUAGUCCCUGGAGGGGCCACAUGAGUGCCUACUCUCAUCACAGAGUUCUUUGCAGAGAGGAACUGGAGAACACCAACCAACAUCUGUAAAGUGUCCAACUCAGUUUCUCAUUCAAUGUCCAAUUAUAGUGAAUCAAAUGAGUAGAUUGAAGGGUUUUUUUAAAAAAGGUAUCUGUAGCCCAGUUCGCACGUAACACUAAGCUAAAGCAUGACUUUGCAGAAACAAGUGGGUUCCUGGAGAAAAGAUUGUGGCCGCUUUGUUCCUGCUUUGCUCUUGCUGCUUUGAGCUAAGCUAUGAUUUAGCUUGGCGUUACAUCCAAAUUGUUAUGGAAAUAUGCAGAAUAACUCAGCGUCUGAGCUUGGAGUAGGCCAGUGUGUGUAUUUGCCUAAGAAGCAGGCGUUUACUCUGCAUUUAGAUCACUGAGACUUAAGACUUAGUAAAAUAAGAAAAAGCUACUUUAUUUAUAGAAAUAUAGUAGAUAGGAAAGGCAUACGUAGUUCUAACUAAAUUGGAGGCGCAAUGCCCAGAUUUGGGUAUUGCCCUCAUGGCUCAGGAGAGAGAACAAAGACCGAGAUGUCUCCUCUCUCCUUGCACAGUUGAAGAAGAUGACAAACGAAGGAGAGGCAGAUAAGCUUCCCUGAGCAUAUCAGUCUACAACAGAAGGAAAUUAGGUAGAGAAAAGUACAGGUAAAGGUAGGCAAACCUAGCCAGCUGGAGGACCCUGUCUUCCUUCUGGAAUACAAACAAAAGAACCCAAACAGGAGUUGCUAUCACCCCACUUCCAACACCCCUUCUCAACAAGUGUUUGGUUCAUCUUGUCUUGGAACUUGCAGUAUCUGACUUUGGGUAAGGCUUCAAUCUCUUUCCAGGUCUCUGUCACUGGAAGUUCAUCUCUCACAAGGUAAGCAAGUCUUUCUGGUGGUACACCUUUGUUGGUGUGCACAGAGCAUCUAGGUGCUGAUGCCUCUUCUGGCUCAGAUUCUUCGCCUUCCUCUACUGGUGUAUUAUUGUGAUCUGUUGUGGAAUAGUGACUCAGUUUCUUCUUCCAUUUCUCUGUCAUCUAUUUGGUGUGGCGCCCCUUCUGGUUGGUGUGCACACUUUCGUUCAUCAAAGUGGAUAGCUCUGCAUGCUCCAAUUUUGGGAUCUAUGAUUCAGUAUCCUGUCUGAGUUGAAGAAUGUCCAUUGAAUAUUCCUUGCUUGGCAGUGUUGUCAAAUUUUGACCUCUUUUGUUUCAGGGUGCACAAAGGCCUUGCACCUGAAUACAGGAAGGUGUGACACACUUGGUGUGCAUGCAUGCCAUAACUCAAAAGGCUUCUUGUCGGUUGCAGCUGCCAGAAGUUGGUCCCGCAGAUAGGUGGCAGUAAACGCUGCUUCCCCCCAGUACUUCUGUGGUAAUUGUGCAUCUUCCAACAAGGAAUGAAUCAUCUGUCCAAGAGUCCAGUUCAUGCAUUCCGCAACCCCAUUUUGUUCUGGAGUAUAAACAGUAGUCUAGUGCUCUAUGCCUUUCUCAUGUAGAAAGUCUUGCAUAGCUCUGGACACAAAUUCUCCUGCAUUGUUGGAUCUUAUAAUUUGUGGCUUUCUGCCAAAUGGUUUGACUUAUAUCCUGCCCUUUCUCCCAGUAGGAACCAGGGCAGCAAACAAAAGCACUAAAAACACUUUAAAAUAUCAUAAAAACAGACUUCAAUAUAUAGAUUGAUUCUGGCUAAGAUGACAUGUCCCAUUCUUCGAUGCCAAACAUGUAAACAUUCAGAAUCAGUUUUCUUUGGCUGUAUUUGCAUGCAUAGUUUCAAAAUAUUCCAAAUGCAAAAGUCCAUUUUCAAUUUUGCAGUACAACACUUCUCCUUGAUCUAAAACUCAACAAAUUUUGUCACAUAAAUAAAGUUCACCUCCAAGCUCUGCUAUUAUUGUGGCACAUUAAAUUAUCUUUAAAAGUUGGAACAAAUAGGCAAUUUUUCAGUUCAAGCUCUCUGGCGCCUUCUGGCAUUUUGCAAUGUACCUCCACAGUGCCUAUUCUUUGAGAAGAGAAACAUCUCCUGAUGCUGUAAUCACAUUCUGCAUAUGGGGGCUAAAGUUCUUAAACAGAUUUUUAUUAUUUAUUAAAUGUGCUGUCUCUCGAGUAUCAAUUAAAAAUCUGGUUUUAUAAUCAUUCUUCCCAUCAGAUACAUGGUGAGUGGAAUGCUUCACUUUAGUUUGGCUAUUGGUUUUCCUUUCAGCUUGCUUCUGUUUAAACACAACUUUUUCUCCUCAGCUCGCUUCUAGUGCAAUCUCUUUGAAGGUGAUUAGGAGAUUUGCAUUUGAAACCAUUCUUUCUUUAUCUCUGCCCUGCUGUUCGGGGCAUGACUCAUCUCUCUAUCCUGCCUUUGUUUGCUGUUUCUGCCCACAGUAAAAUUUGCUUUUUCACACAGAACUUGUCUUUCUUUAUAGUCCUGAUUUUUAAAAUAUACCAUAAUCUGAUCCAAGUUCUGAUCUGUCUGUUGUAAUAUGCAAGCUGUGAUACGAUAAUGUUCAUUUAGAUAGGCCAGUAGUAUAGCUUUCUGCAAAUCCUCAUCUAAAGAUUUUCCACAACUUUCUAAUUCUCGGAGCAGACUUGUAAAUCUCUCCAGAUGUUGAUUGAGAUCUGUUAGAUUGUCUCAGCAUGUACAGCGGCUUAUAAAGAAACAUCACAUGAUUUUUAAAUUUUCUCCGAUACACUUUCUCAAGCUUUUCCCGUAUCUCCUUAGCAUUUUUACAGCCCAUGCAAACAUUUAGUGCCUCAUCUGAUAAAGCAGAAAUUGAAUUUUGGUAUGCUUGCGCUUUCAGGAUGCAGUGGCUGCUUGUUUCACUGCUGAGGGUUCAGGAUCAGUCAGGACUCCAUACAGAUCCUCCCCUUCCAAAAGUGCCAUCAUUCGAAGAUUCCAAGUAGCAUAAUUGUCUUUCUCCAGCCUUGGGAUGCUUGUCUUGUGUUGAUUCUUCAGCCAUGGUUUCCUAUCUUUUGUUCUGCUUUUCUUUCUCUAACCUAAAGUCUCCUUUUGAUCUCUUUUGUAAAUCACACACAGUACUUAGCUGGCAUAACCCUUUGUUAUGGAAAUAUGCAGAGUAACUCAGCAUCUGAGCUUGGAGUGUGCCAGUAUGUGUAUUUACAUAAGAAGCAGACUUUUACCCUGCAUUUAAAUCACUGAGACUUAAGACUUAGUAAAAUAAAAAAGCUACUUUAUUUAUAGAAAUACAUAGUAGAUAGGAAAGGCAUACCUAGUU
This is a messenger RNA of Rhineura floridana, 12368 nucleotides long. It is a transcript of the gene TTLL4, whose product is annotated as tubulin tyrosine ligase like 4. Gene Ontology annotation, molecular function: tubulin binding; tubulin-glutamic acid ligase activity. NCBI's taxonomy places the organism in Eukaryota, Metazoa, Chordata, Lepidosauria, Squamata, Rhineuridae. Gene Ontology annotation, biological process: protein polyglutamylation; microtubule cytoskeleton organization. The record is from RefSeq and is a predicted model, not a curated record. The coding region runs from base 1495 to 4926 and encodes 1143 amino acids. Gene Ontology annotation, cellular component: cilium. The transcript has 21 exons.